AUGUCUCUGUGCCAGUGUGCGGGGAAGCACAGCGACUCAGACAUGGAGGGCUGCUGCUUCUCGGCGGGCGGGGGCCUGAAGGUGUACCUGCACUGGAGCGGUGAGGAGGAGGAGCGGUGCCAGACCUACACGCAGGGGGUGCUGAGCGCAGAGGAGAUCUGCAUCGACAUUGCCCAGAAAAUCGGGAUCACGCCGCUCUGCUACAGCCUCUUCGCGCUCUGUGAUGUGCAGACCAGAGUCUGGCUCCCUCCCAACCAUGUGUUUGAAAUCAGCAAAGACACCAACCUGAAUCUGCUCUUCCGCAUGAGGUACUACUUCCGCAACUGGCAUGGGAUGAGCGACAAAGAGCCGGCCGUUUACCGCAACGUUCCCCGGCAGAGCGACGCCCUCGAGGACAAGCUGCAGGGUGGUGCGCUUCUGGACAAGUCGUCCUUCGAGUAUCUCUUUGAGCAGGGGAAAUACGAGUUCAUUAAUGACGUUGUGUCUCUGAAAGACCUUCAGAGCGAACAGGAGAUCCACCGGUUUAAGAACGAGAGCUUAGGCAUGGCUGUCCUUCACCUCUCUCACAUGGCUCUCCAGCGAGGCGUCUCUCUCGAAGAAGUGGCCAAAAAAACCAGCUUCAAGGGCUGCAUCCCGCGCUCCUUCUGCCGGCAGAUCCAGCAGAACAACUACCUGACCAAGUUCCGCAUGAGGAACGUCUUCAGGAAGUUCGUGCAGCGCUUCCAGCGGCACACGGUCAGUGCUGGGAAGCUGACGGAGCAGGACGUCAUGUACAAGUACCUGGCCACCUUGGAGAACCUGGCCCCCCGCUUCGGGAGCGAGCUCUUCCCGGUCCUUUCCCUGGAGACGGCCUCUGAGGGCGAGAAGGUGCUGCCCUAUAUCAAUGGCGGGCACGCGCAGCUGGAGGAUGGCUGUGCGUCGUCUCCCAGGGACAGGCCCGCCACCCACGAAGUCCUGGUCACCGGCACGGACGGGAUUCAGUGGCGGACUGUCCCUGUUGAGAGUGCAGAAAGCCACCCCCACCGGGGCUAUUUUGGGAGGAAGACCAAGGCCAAAGAGCUGGACCCCAAAGGGCCGUGUCAGCCGGUGGAGAGGAGCGAGGCCAAGUGGGUGCGCUUCUGUGACUUCCAGGAGAUCACGCACGUUGCCCUUGAGGACUGCAAAGUCAGCAUCAACCGCCAAGACAACAAGUGCCUGGAGCUGGUUCUCCCGUCAUAUGAAACGGCCCUGUCCCUGGUGUCGCUGGUGGACGGCUACUUCAGGCUCACGGCCGACUCCAGCCACUACCUGUGCCACGAGGUGGCCCCGCCACGGCUGGUGAUGAGCGUCCUGAACUGCAUUCACGGGCCAAUGCAGGAGGAGUUCGUCUUUGCCAAGCUGAAGCGGGAGGAGCAGGAUGGGCUGUACAUCAUCCGCUGGAGCAUCCUCGACUUCAACAGGCUGAUCCUGUCGGUGGUGAAGAGGGACCGAGGCCAGCGGAGUCUCUCUCCCCCUCUCUCCCUGGGCCCCGGGACGCAGGCCACACCCAAGUAUAGGCAAUUCCGGAUCCAGAAGAGAGGCGGCUCCUUCGUGCUGGAGGGCUGGGAGCGGGAGUUCUCCACCGUACGGGAGCUGAUGGACGUUCUCAAAGGCUGCACGCUCAAGUCGGGAGAUGAGAGCUUCGCCGUGAGGAGGUGCUGCCCGCCGAAGCCGGGAGAGAUUUCAGACCUGAUCAUCGCCCGGAGGGUGAAGGACAGCACCAGGCAGAUCCUGAACCUGACCCAGCUCAGCUUCCACCAGAUCCGGAAAAACGAGAUCACCCAGAGAGCUCAUCUGGGCCAGGGCACCCGCACCAACAUCUACGAGGGUGUGCUUCAUGUUUGCGGGGGUGCUGGCGGGGAUGACGAGGCCGAGUACUUCUCCACCGAGCAGAACAACAACAGUCGGGAGAUGCAUGUGGUACUCAAGGUGCUGGACCCCAGCCACAGGGACAUCGCCCUGGCAUUCUUCGAGACGGCCAGCCUCAUGAGCCAGGUCUCGCAUAUCCACCUGGCCUUCGUGCACGGCGUCUGCGUGCGGGGCUCCGAGAAUAUCAUGGUGGAGGAGUACGUCGAGCAUGGCCCCCUGGAUGUCUUGCUGCGGAAGGAGAAAGGCCGGGUGACCGUCGGCUGGAAGAUCACGGUCGCGAAGCAGCUCGCCAGCGCCCUGAGCUACUUGGAGGACAAAAACCUGGUGCAUGGCAAUGUGUGCGCCAAGAACAUCCUACUGGCCAGGAAGGGGUUGGAGGACGGGUUGCUGCCUUUCGUGAAGCUCAGCGACCCUGGGGUCAGCUUCACGGUGCUCUCCCGAGAAGAGCGAGUGGACCGGAUCCCCUGGAUCGCCCCUGAGUGCGUCCAGGAUGUCGGCAGCCUCAGCACCGCAGCCGACAAGUGGAGCUUCGGCACCACCCUGCUGGAGAUCUGCUUUGACGCGGACGUCCCGCUGAAGGAGCGCACCCCCUCUGAGAAAGAGCGCUUCUAUGAGAAGAAGCACCGCCUGCCCGAGCCGUCCUGCAAGGAGCUGGCUGCCCUGAUCAGCCAGUGCCUGACGUACGCCCCCAGCGAGCGGCCCUCUUUCCGGACCAUCCUGCGGGACCUCACCCAGCUGCAGCCGCACAACCUCGUCGAUGUCACCUCCGUGAGCCCCAACUUCCCCGUCUCGGACCCCACGGUCUUUCAGAAACGCUACCUGAAGAAGAUCCGAGAACUGGGGGAGGGUCACUUCGGCAAAGUGAGCCUGUACUGCUAUGACCCCACCAACGACGGCACCGGGGAGAUGGUGGCCGUGAAGUCGCUGAAGUCCGGCUGCAGCCAGCAGCUUCUCACCAGCUGGAAGAGGGAGAUCGAGAUCCUCAAGACGCUCUACCACGAAAACAUUGUCAAGUACAAGGGCUGCUGCAGCGAGCAAGGGGAGAAGAUCGUGCAGCUCAUCAUGGAGUACGUGCCCCUGGGCAGCCUGCGGGAUUACCUGCCCAAGCACAACGUCAGCCUGGCCCACAUCCUCCUCUUUGCCCAGCAAAUUUGCGAGGGCAUGGCUUACCUGCACUCCCUGCACUACAUCCACAGGGACCUGGCUGCUAGGAACGUGCUGCUGGAGAACGAGAACGUGGUGAAGAUCGGUGAUUUCGGACUGGCCAAAGCCAUCCCCGAAGGGCACGAAUAUUACCGCGUCUGCGAGGACGGAGACAGCCCCGUCUUCUGGUACGCCAUGGAGUGCCUGAAGGAGUGCAAGUUCUAUUACGCCUCCGACGUCUGGUCCUUCGGUGUCACUCUCUACGAGCUCCUGACACGCUGCGACUCCAGCCAGAGCCCCCCUGUGAAAUUCAUCGAGAUGAUCGGCGCGACUCAGGGUCAGAUGACGGUGCUGAGGCUGAUCGAGCUGCUGGACAGGGGGAAGAGGCUCCCGAGCCCGAAGGACUGUCCUUGUGAGAUCUACUGCUUAAUGAAAAACUGCUGGGAAUCCGAAGCUUCCUUCCGCCCAGCGUUCAAGAACCUCGUCCCCAUCCUGAAGAACUUCCACGAGAAAUACAAGGCUCAGGCCCCCUCGGUCUUCAGCGUGUGUUGA
Messenger RNA from Emys orbicularis (European pond turtle), 3582 nucleotides. It is a transcript of the gene TYK2, whose product is annotated as tyrosine kinase 2. Gene Ontology annotation, biological process: intracellular signal transduction; growth hormone receptor signaling pathway via JAK-STAT; cytokine-mediated signaling pathway. Gene Ontology annotation, molecular function: ATP binding; growth hormone receptor binding; non-membrane spanning protein tyrosine kinase activity. The record is from RefSeq and is a predicted model, not a curated record. Lineage: Eukaryota; Metazoa; Chordata; Testudines; Emydidae. Gene Ontology annotation, cellular component: membrane; cytosol; cytoskeleton. The coding region runs from base 1 to 3582 and encodes 1193 amino acids. The transcript is spliced from 23 exons.